AGUUAUUGAUGAACAAUGUCCUUCCGUUUUCCUUUCUCGGUCUGGACAGGAGGAGAUGCCAUGUUGGACUCCACGCCGGCUCCUGUGCAGAUUGUCGUGGUCCACAAAGAAGAACAUUCCUUUGAGUUGGACGAGAAGGCACUGAGCCAAGUCCUCCUGCAGGAUGCCAUCCGUGACCUCGACGUGGUGGUGGUGUCUGUGGCCGGUGCGUUCCGCAAGGGCAAGUCUUUCCUGUUGGACUUUCUCUUGCGUUACCUGUACACACAGAAAGAAAAGAGCGACGCAAAUUGGCUGGGGGUGAACAAUGAGCCCUUGACGGGUUUUUCGUGGCGGGGGGGCUCCGACCCCGAGACCACCGGCAUUCAGAUCUGGAGCGAAGUCUUCAUCGUGACGAAACCGAGUGGGGAGAAGGUCGCUGUUGUGCUGAUGGACACCCAGGGAGCCUUUGACAGCCAGUCCACCGUCAAAGACUGCGCCACCAUUUUUGCCCUCAGUACCAUGACAAGCUCAGUUCAGAUUUACAACCUGUCUCAAAACAUCCAGGAAGAUGACCUCCAGCAGUUGCAGCUGUUUACGGAAUAUGGACGUCUGGCCAUGGACGAAAUCUUUCUUAAGCCGUUCCAGACCCUGAUGUUCCUGGUGCGAGACUGGAGUUUCCCGUACGAGUAUAACUACGGCUUGGAGGGGGGCAUGAAUUUCCUGGACAAACGUCUGGAGGUGAAAUCUCAUCAACAUGAGGAGAUCCAGAACGUCCGCAAACACAUCCAUUCCUGCUUCACCAACGUCACCUGCUUCCUUUUGCCCCAUCCGGGCCUCAAAGUGGCCACCAGCCCAAAUUUUGAUGGCCGUCUGAGCGACAUAGCAGAGGAAUUCAAAGAUCAGCUGAAACAGUUGAUCCCGUUUGUCCUGGAUCCCAGUCAGCUCUUAGAAAAGGAGAUCAACGGCUCGAAAGUUACCUGUCGAGGCUUGUUGGAAUAUUUCAAGGCUUAUAUCAAGAUCUAUCAGGGGGAGGACCUGCCACACCCAAAGUCCAUGCUGCUGGCCACUGCGGAAGCCAACAAUCUGGCCGCUGUUGCCUCUGCCAAAGACCUGUAUUACAACAGCAUGGAAAAGAUCUGUGGUGGAGACAAGCCCUACGUUGCACCCGAGGUGCUGGAGGAGAAGCACCGGGAGCACAGCACCCUGGCGUUGGAGCACUUCCGGCGCAUCAAGAAGAUGGGCGGCCGGGAGUUCAGCCAGCGCUACGAGGAUGAGCUGACGAAGGAACUGAAUGAGCUCUUUGAAGACCUUGCCAAGCACAACCAGAGCAAGAAUAUCUUCAAUACCUUCCGGACCCCCGCCACCAUCUUCAGCCUCAUCGUGGUGCUCUACCUUUGUUCGGGGAUCACCGAGUACAUCGGACUGAGCACCGCCGCCCAGCUCUGCAACUUCGCAGUGGGGCUUUUGCUGCUGUCCCUCGUAGCCUGGGGCUACAUCCGAUAUUCGGGCGAAUACCGCGAACUGGGGAUCAUCAUUGACACCACAGCGGAGUUCGUGCUGCAGAAGAUAAGACGGGGCUAUGGGAAUGCCCCCGUCCAGAGAACAGGAGUCUUGGGCCCCUCAACCCAGAGGGCACCAACAGACAAAAAGGCCAAAUGAGUCCGAGUCCCGAAAUGUUGGUGGAAGCACCGGAGACCGGCUUUCCAAUCCAGAAAUCGCUUUGCCAAGCUUCAUAGACAACAACUCCGAGCGUCUGAGUCGGGAUCUGUUCCCCCCCUUCCCGCUCAUCUUUCUUUUACGGCCCCUUCCCCGUGUUUUUAUCUUCCUCCCUCCAAGGAGAAUCUUUUGCACUUUAACAAGGAGACAACACAGCCGCUUUAAAGCCAUUUCCGUACCGGUUAGUGCCUUCAGAGACGAAGAGGGAAACCAACUUGACAGCUCAAGAGCAAGAGGCCAGUCCCCCCCC
This is a messenger RNA of Candoia aspera, 1945 nucleotides long. It is a transcript of the gene ATL3, whose product is annotated as atlastin GTPase 3. Bases 16 to 1638 code for a protein of 540 amino acids. The record is from RefSeq and is a predicted model, not a curated record. Gene Ontology annotation, biological process: protein homooligomerization; endoplasmic reticulum organization. Gene Ontology annotation, molecular function: GTP binding; GTPase activity. The transcript has 12 exons. Lineage: Eukaryota; Metazoa; Chordata; Lepidosauria; Squamata; Candoiidae.